Amborella trichopoda is the source of this 1701-nucleotide messenger RNA. RefSeq names its product high mobility group B protein 13. Lineage: Eukaryota; Viridiplantae; Streptophyta; Magnoliopsida; Amborellales; Amborellaceae. The record is from RefSeq and is a predicted model, not a curated record. Gene Ontology annotation, molecular function: DNA binding.
UCAACAUCUCUCUCUCUCUCUCUCUCUCUCUCUCUCACUCACUCUCUUGUUAUGGCGACCGUUGUUGCAGAACCUGAACCAGUCCGGCAAAGGAAGUCGAGAAAGCCACUCAAGCCAAAGAAUGAGAAUGAUAACAUUUUGCUCAAUUCCCCUUCAUUUGCAGAAUCGGAGAAAGAGAACCUUGUCCAUCCGUCAAUGGCUCCCAAGGUCUCUCAGCCAAAUAAGAAGAAAAGUAAACAUAAAUCAGUGGAAGAGGAGUUGAAGGAAGUGAGGGAAAAGCUCGAAAAGAUGAGACUUGAGAAGGAGAAGGCAGAUGAGAUAUUGAAGGAGAAGGAUGAGCUUUUGAAGCAGAAGGCAGAGGAGAUAGAGACUAGGGGAAAAGCACAAGAGAAGCUCGAGUCUGAGAUCAAGAAGUUGCAGAAACAGAAAGCGUUUAAGCCUAAUCUGAGCCUUCCUAUUGUGCAGGCUCAGCCGACAAAGGAGAAAGAGAAGAAGCCAAAUCCCCCAUAUAUUUUGUGGUGUAAAGAGCACUGGAAUCAGAUUAAAAGUGAGAAUCCUGAAGCAGAGUUCAAGGAGAUAAGCAACAUUUUGGGAGCGAAGUGGAAGGAUUUGAGUUUAGAGGAAAAGAAACCAUAUGAAGAAAAGUACAAAGCUGAAAGGGAGCUCUACUUAAAAGUAGUUGGGACGAAGAAGCGAGAGGAGGAUGCAUUGAAGCUUUACCAGGAAGAACAGAACCAGAAGGCUGCACUUGAAUUGCUUCAGCAGUUUCUUCAGUUCAAGCAGGAUGAGGAGGAUAAGAAGGGUAAGAAGAAAAAAGAGAAGGAUCCUGAGAAACCGAAGCAGCCACUUUCAGCGUUCUUCAUUUUCUCGAAAGAAAGGAGGGCAGCAUUACCCUCCGAAAAUAAGAACAUUUUGGAGGACGCAAAGAUUGCAGGGGAGGAAUGGAAGAAGAUGACAAAGGAGAUGCGUGCCCCUUACGAGGAGGCUGCUAAGAAAGAAAAGGAAAAAUAUUUAAAGGAAAUGGAUCUCUACAAACAGAAAAAGCAUGAGGAAGCUGCGACCCUGAAGAAUGAAGAGGAAGAACAGCUUAAGGUUCAAAAACAAGAAGCUCUGCAACUUCUCAAGAAAAAAGAAAAAUCAGAUAAUAUUAUCAAGAGGGCAAAGAAAAGUAGUAAAAAGAAACAGCAGAAGGAGCUGGUCCCUGACUCAAACAAACCCAAAAAACCUGCAACCUCAUUUUUUCUUUUCAACAAAGAAACCAGGAAGCUUUUGUUGCAGGACAGGCCGGGCAUCAAUAACUCAACCUUGAAUGCCCUUAUCUCAGUGAAAUGGAAGGAGCUGAACGACGAAGAGAGACAAAUAUGGGUUAAUAGAGCAGCAGAAGCCAUGGCAGCAUACAAAGAACACAUGAAAUCAGUGGAUGAAACAGGACAAAAUAACUUGGCUCAAAAUCAAGCAUGAAAAGGAAGUAUACAUGAAAUCAGUGGGUGAAACAGGACAAAAUAACUUGGCUCAAAAUCAAGCGUGAAAUGGAAGUAUACAUGAAAUCAGUGGGUGAAACAGGACAAACUAACUCGGCUCAAAAUCAAGCAUGAAAUGGGUCUUGGCCAUGUUCAACUGCUUUAGUUGAACUCCGCGCUGUUCUAAUUCUGUAAAAGGCAGCAAUUUCGUGUUUUGAUUAAUUCAACUAGACUUCUACAA